AUGUGUAUGAAUGAUUUAUUACCAUUAUCAAAAUCAUUUUUGGAUGACACAUAUUUAACAUUGACACAGUCAACAUUAUUUAUUAAUUUAACAACAACUACAAAUGGUUCGACAUUAUCGACAACAAAAACUUCAUCAUUCUCGGAUGAUAUAUAUCGAUAUAUAGCAGAAAUAAUUAUCUAUAAAUAUGUUUGUAUGACAAUAUUUGUCAUUGGUAUGAUUGGUAAUGGUCUAAGUGUUAUUGUAUUUAGUCGAAAAGUAUUACGACGACGAUCGUGUGCUAUUUAUUUUCUUGCUUUGGCUGUAACAGAUUUAUUAAAUUUAUCUUUUUCAUUAAUUGAUACUGUGUUACCAUCUUAUAAUUUUAGUAUUACUGCUAAAUCAUUAGUUAUAUGUAAAUUAAACGCAUUUAUGGUUUAUUUUACAUCAGAUUAUUCAAAUUAUUUAUUAGCUGUAGCUAGUAUUGAUCGAGCUGUUAGUAUACAAUGUCCAUUAAAAGCAAAAACAUUUUGUAGAGCAAAAGUGGCCAUUUAUAUUAUUAUUACUUUAGGUAUGUUAUUAUUAUUAAUUAAUAUUCAUUUAUUAAUUGGUUUUGAAAUUGUUCAUUCACCGAUUGGUCAAUCUGGAUGUACAGCAACUGAAGGAAGCUUUUUUGGUUUUUCAUCUUCAACACUAUCAUUAUCGGAAGAAAAUGAACAAAUAACGACAAAUACUGAUCUAAUAUCGUCAUCAAUUGAAACAACGAUGAGUAUGAAAAAAAUAAACGGUAAUAUUACGAUUAUAACUAAUAAACAAUCACCACCGCCUUUAAAUUAUCGUCGUUUUUAUGAAAUUUAUGAUUCAUUAGAUAUUUUACGUGCCGUUGUCAUUCCAUUUUUAAUUAUGGUCGUUUGUAAUAUAUUAAUUAUUAUUCGUGUACUAGAAUCAAGACGUUCCAUUACAACAAUAAUAACAUCAACAUUAAAUAAUAAAAAUAAAUUUCGAAAACGACACGAAAAAGAUCGUCAACUAACAAUCAUGUUAUUGGGCAGUGCAUUGGCAUUUCUCGUGUUAACAUUGCCCACUGAAAUCAAUGAUACUGUUCGCGCAUUCCGUUCAUCAACAUCAUCGUCAAUAUUAAAUCAACAAAAGGGUAUUGAACCAUUAAUAACAGCCAUAUUUAUAACAUUAGGUCAAUUAAAUCAUGCCAUUCAUUUUUAUAUUUACACAUUAACUGGUAGUGUAUUUCGAGAUGAAUUAUUAAAACUAAUCAAAUGUGUUAAUUGUCAACUAUUUGGAUGUGAAUGCGGCGGCGAAAAUCAACAACAUCAUUCGUUAUUAAAACUAGCAACAAAUAACAAAAGAUCAUCAUUGAUCACUACAGUGAAUAAUAAUAUCUAUGUUAAUGAUAAAAUGACACAAAUUGGUUUACUUACAGAAAUAGCCAGUCCAAAUGAAAAUGAAUUUUAA
This is a messenger RNA of Didymodactylos carnosus, 1449 nucleotides long. The record is from the annotation of a GenBank genome assembly. NCBI's taxonomy places the organism in Eukaryota, Metazoa, Rotifera, Eurotatoria, Philodinida, Philodinidae.